CUAAAAUGGAGUCCCCAACAAAGAGCUCACUUCAGCUAGAGACAGCUACAACGACGAAUAUCACACCCAUUUUGAAGAUUAUUUCAGUUGCAUCCGUUGCAGCUGGCAUUCAGUUUGGGUGGGCCCUACAACUGUCCUUGCUCACACCAUACGUCCAACUGUUGGGGGUUCCACAUGUGUGGGCCUCCUUCAUUUGGCUGUGUGGGCCCAUCUCCGGGAUGGUAGUCCAGCCCAUUGUGGGAUACUACAGUGAUCGUUGCACCUCAAGACUCGGUCGCCGUAAACCUUUUAUCAUCACUGGAGCCCUGUCUGUCAUCAUCGCCGUCUUCCUCAUCGGAUACGCUGCUGACCUCGGUCACUCCUUCGGCGACGACAUUACGAAGAAAACCCGCCCUCGAGCUGUUGCCAUAUUCGUCAUCGGUUUUUGGGUGCUAGAUGUGGCCAACAACAUGCUACAAGGGCCUUGCCGCGCCUUCUUAGGCGACCUGUCUGCCGGAGACGAAGGCAAGAUCCGAAUGGCCAAUGCCUUCUUCUCCUUCUUCAUGGCGAUAGGUAACAUCCUCGGCUACGCGGCAGGUUCAUAUGAAAACCUACACAAAGCUUUUCCGUUCUCGAACACGGAGGCAUGUGAAAAGUUCUGCGCUAACCUCAAGAGCUGCUUCUUCAUCUCCAUCCUUCUCCUCCUUACCCUGACCGGCCUCGCCAUGUUCUUCGUUGAAGACGUUCCCCUCUCAGAGGCCAAGAAAAAUGAGGACAUUGAAGGCACUGAGGACUCUGCUCGUUCGGCAGGAUGCUUUGGAGAAAUCGUUGGGGCGUUGAAGGAGCUGAAGAAGCCAAUGUGGAUCUUGAUGCUUGUAACAGCAAUCAACUGGAUCGGUUGGUUCCCAUUCUUCUUGUUCAACACCGACUGGAUGGGAAAGGAGGUGUACGGAGGUAAUGUGGGUGACGAGGCCUACGACAAAGGUGUUCGCGCUGGAUCGUUAGGUUUGAUGAUAAACGCCAUCGUUUUGGCAGUUAUGUCAUUGGGGGUUGAACCGGCUAGCAAAAUCAUGGGUGGAGCAAAGAACCUUUGGGGUAUUGUUAACUUCAUCCUUUCCGGUGGUUUGCUUUCUACUAUUUACAUCACCAAGGUCGCUGAGUUUGACCGCCAUCGUGCCGGCCAUUAUGUUCCUCCAGCUACCGGCGUAAGGGUUGGUGCCAUGACAUUCUUCGCCGUCGUUGGUAUUCCACUUGCGAUCAAUUUCAGCGUUCCGUUCGCUCUAGCAUCAGUCUACUCAGCCACCAGUGGAGCAGGCCAAGGCUUGUCUCUUGGGGUUCUCAAUCUUGCCAUUGUGAUCCCACAGAUGAUAGUGUCAACAGUGAGUGGACAAGUGGAUGCCUGGUUCGGCGGUGGAAACUUGCCUGCAUUUGUGAUGGGUGCGAUAGCGGCUGCUGUGAGUGGUGCAAUGGCAAUUGUCAUGCUUCCGUCCAUAAAGAAAUCUGAUGCGGCCAAAGCUUCUAUGGUCGUUGGUGGUGGACACUGAUCGUAAUAUAGUAGGAAAUUCAUUACAAGGGACCCUAUUUUUUGUAUAACACUUUGCAU
Arachis duranensis is the source of this 1582-nucleotide messenger RNA. RefSeq names its product sucrose transport protein SUC8-like. The record is from RefSeq and is a predicted model, not a curated record. Lineage: Eukaryota; Viridiplantae; Streptophyta; Magnoliopsida; Fabales; Fabaceae. The transcript is spliced from 3 exons. Gene Ontology annotation, biological process: sucrose transport. The coding region runs from base 6 to 1523 and encodes 505 amino acids. Gene Ontology annotation, molecular function: sucrose:proton symporter activity. Gene Ontology annotation, cellular component: plasma membrane; vacuole.